CUGUCGAGCCAGAGAGCCGAGUGCAGUUUUGCCUUAGAUAAAAACUAGAAUCCGAAAUAGGGAAAAAUAUAUACCAAACCAAAUAGUGUAGCUCCAAAAGUUGUAUCUGCAUCUGCAUCUGCAUCUGCAUCUGUGUCCGUGUCCGCGUGUGUGCAUUUCCUUAGCCCAGUGCCAGUGCCCCCAUCGACAUCGCCAUAGCCAUCGCCGCAGCAUAGAUACCUACAUUUCGGUGGGUGGGAGCACAGAGUGGGAGACAGGAGACAGGAGACGUCAGGAGACGGCAGUCAGGAGAGAGAGCGAGAGCUGGAAAAGUGAAAACGUGAAAAAGCAUUGCCACAGAACGUAGUCAGUAGACGGACAACGGAACCAUGUCGACCCUACCCUUCCUGCUGAGCGUCGCCGACGAGCUGGACAACAUCCACACGCAGUCCUACAUGGACGACUUUGGCCUGGGAUUCCAUCCGCAUCGCCAGUACUACCGCACGCCGACCAUCCAGCUCUCGCUGCCGGCCAGCGCGGACUGGACUGGACGCGGCGCCGGCUGGGACCAGGGCAGGCACAGUCGCUACAGGAGCUACAAGUUCUACGACGAGUCGCAGAACAACCUCGAGGAGGAGGAGCAGCCCGAGGAGGAGUACCAGCAGCACCUCCAGCACGAGCCCCACGAGCACCACGAGCACCACCAGGAAUUGCCAGAGAGCGUACAGCUCCAUCCAGAGACCUCCUCUUCCGUCGUCUGCAAGGGCCAAGAGCAGGUGCCAGUCAGUCAGUCAGCCACUGCCAGAAAGGGCCUGGGCAUGGUCAUCUCCAAGUCCCACGAUGUGGGUGUGGGCGGCCUGGGGCUCAACCUGAAGGCCGGCGAGGAGGAGGACGACGAGAACAUCGAUCGCACCGUUCGCAUGUACAACCUGUCCAAGAAGUGCUGCAAGAACUACUACCGCCACGCCCUGGAGACCGGGCCAGGGGCCAGCGGGCGGAUCAAGUGCAGCAACCUGCGCUCGGAGAGCCACCACUCGAGCUCCAGCUCGGAGGAGAGCCUCCAGAAGAUGCCCUCGCCCAUAGAGUUCCUCACGUGCUUCUUGGUCAAGAAGUCCCGGACCCCCAAGUGCGGACACUCCUCCGGACACUCUGGACAGCUGAAGAAAACAUAGAACACGGCCCCCCGGUUGCUGCCACCCCCGCUCUCGGCCAGAACCUCGACUCUGACAUCAUCAACCAGUAUGACCAUGGCCAGUAUGGCCACGGGUAGCGGCAGUGGCAGUGGCAUGGGAACGGGAACGGGCACCGGCACAGGCACGGCCACGACGACAACGAAGCGGCGUAGUCAGUGCUUUUGAAUGUGGGCCGGAGUCGGUGUCGUGUUUGGCCAGGCCUGGAGCUGGCUGCAGCGCUGCGGGGAGCUGCCCAGCUCGGAGCCCACAUCGCUGCCAGUCACGCGGCUGGGCAGGAUCGGCUACUAGGCGCACAACCAGCAACCGACAACCGACAACCGACUCGAGGCAAAGCUUAAGGGAACUUCAAGCGUACGAUGAGCACGGAAUUUUAAUUGGUUUUUAUAUGGAGUCGGGGCAUUCUGGGCACUGGACACUGGGCAUUGGGUACUGGGAGAAGGAAGGGAAGAAAGGGUUCCAUGGAAAGUAGGAUUGAUAUAUGCAUUAUAUCUGGUAGCUGGAAGCUGGAAGCUCUCUUCCCCCCAGUGCGAACCAGUCCUGGCCCCAACGAAAUAGCAAGCAAAUACAGGCCAAAAGUAAAUCGAAGCUUACAGCACUUGAAAUAUUUCCAAAACCUAUACGAGUAGGUACAAUAUAUAGUAUAUAUAUUAAAUAUAGGAGCUAAACUAUAAAACCAACACCGAUCAAUUUUUUGCAAACCAAGACAACACACACACAGAAUUUUUUAAACCCAGAUUUAUACGAGUACCAGGGAGAAACGAAACCGAAACCGAAACCGAAACCAAACAUACAAUUUGUUAAGCAAACAUUUUUAUACGGAUUUUUUGAUACCAAGCAAGAGAUAUAACUUAUAUACGGAUAUUACAAAGAAAACAUUAACUUAGAACAGAGUUUAGGGCCAAGAGCUGGGAGACAGACAGUGGGGCUGAGCUUGAAGUUGAUUGGAAGGGAAACCCAUUUUGAUUACAGAUUACGGAUUACCGAAAGUGUUUGUCCUUCUUUGAAUACGAGUGUUCCCUGUGAAUAUUUAUGGUGCAUUUUUUUUUGGGUAGGUUUUAGUUCAGCUUCAAGUUUUCUACAAUUUUUAUACAAGCUGUUGGCUUUUGAAAGCAAAAAUGAAACAAAGCUGGUCUCGCGCACACACACAAAUACCAAUGCCAACACACAAACAAACACAG
Messenger RNA from Drosophila persimilis, 2350 nucleotides. RefSeq lists its product as uncharacterized. NCBI's taxonomy places the organism in Eukaryota, Metazoa, Arthropoda, Insecta, Diptera, Drosophilidae. The record is from RefSeq and is a predicted model, not a curated record. The transcript has a single exon. The coding region runs from base 369 to 1151 and encodes 260 amino acids.